Molecule: messenger RNA, 2390 nt
Organism: Leptomonas pyrrhocoris
Lineage: Eukaryota; Euglenozoa; Kinetoplastea; Trypanosomatida; Trypanosomatidae
Product: putative RNA helicase putativemitochondrial
Exons: 1
Coding region: 351-2390 (679 amino acids)
Biological process (GO): mitochondrial RNA 3'-end processing; RNA catabolic process
Cellular component (GO): mitochondrial degradosome
Molecular function (GO): RNA helicase activity; ATP binding; hydrolase activity, acting on acid anhydrides
Source: RefSeq, a predicted model, not a curated record
AGCUCUCUGUUUGUCGUUGUUAAUGGUGGGUGCCGGGCAUGACGAGAGCGUGAGUUUCAAUGAUGGUUUGAGGUGCGCUUCGUCUCCCCUUGCAGACGCUGGCACUUUCUGUGCACUUGCCAUCUUGGCGGCACUUCCAUCAAAAGCGUGAAAGCCGAAGAGCGAAGAAAAGAAAAACAAUUGAAAAAACACAUCGAAUCAAAAAAGAAACGGUUCUGCCUCCCCGCAGGCAGGCGAGAAGGUUUUAUCUGACUUCCCGUUCGAUUCAUACCGUUAAAGCUGUCUCUUCUGCAUGCGAGAUGCGGGCUGGUUUUCGUGUUCGCGGUCUUCACUGGUCUCCAAUUUGCGGAAUGCGACGCGUUGCUCGAUGGGGCCGGCAUCCGUGCGACGCCUCGGCGGCGUGUCCGCUCCCGCGUUUCUUUCCGCGCCGUAGAGUAAGCACACGUGAUGGCCCAGCGUCAUUCCCCAGCACCACGAAACCACCGCUCGCUUCUCGUCAAGAUCGUUUACACGUCGUCUGCAACGCCAUCUACCGCAGCGCCACCGCACGCGAGGCCCUUCGCCAGGCCAUUCACGAACCGUCGCACGAAAACGCCCUUCGCCUGCUGGGUGAGUUCGAGGGAGACGCCGGGGUGUGGCGCGAUGCGGCGUGGGCGGCCGCCUUCGACGCGGCAGCACCGCAGCUCUCCGCGCAAAUUCGUCUUGUUUUGACGCGCGUCACGCAGUGGCACACGGUGCGGAAGGCCCCGACGAAGGUGGCGAUGCACGCGCCAUGGGAAUGGUACCCGCAGGCGCGUCUCACACGACGCACGUUCAUUUUCCACCACGGCCCGACCAACAGCGGCAAGACGCACGCCGCCCUCGAGGCGAUGAUGGCGGCGCGGAGCGGGGUGUACUGCGCCCCGCUGAAGGCGCUGGCUGCACAGGUGUGGCACCGCGUGAAUGACCGCGUACCGUGCGACCUCCUCAUCGGCGACGAGCGCGUGUUUGGUGGGGCCGCCGAGCACGUCUCCUGCACGGUGGAGAUGACCCCAAUCGAUCUCACGGUGGACGUCGCGGUGAUCGACGAGGUGCAGAUGCUCGCCGACCGCGACCGCGGCUGGGCGUGGACACGGGCCCUGCUAGGCAUCCCGGCCCGCGAGGUGCACCUCUGCGGGGAGAAGCGUGCGUUGCCGCUGGUGCAGCGUCUGCUCCACGCGACGCAUGAGCGGCAACGUCUUGCGUGUGUGGAGCACACCCGGCUCGUGCCGUUGACUGUGUCGCCAAGCCUUUCCGGGUCGCUGCGGGAGACUGUCGAAAACGGAGACUGCUUUGUGUGUUUCUCGAAGAAGAAGGUGCUCGACAUGCGUGACCGACUGAAUCGAAUCCCAGGCGUGACGAGCUCUGCGAUUUACGGGGCGAUGCCAUUCCAGGUCCGAGAAGCGGAGGCGGCACGCUUCAACCGCGGUGUCGCCGCCUACGUUCGACAAACCUCGGACACAGCCGCUGCGAACUGCACGGCAGCAGGUGCGCGUACACCGAAGCACGCAUUGGUGUCGACCGAUGCGAUUGCCUACGGCCUCAACAUGAACAUCGAGCGAAUGAUCUUCACCGCGCUGCGCAAGUUUGACGGCACGGCGAUGGUGGACGUGCCUGCCGCGACGGUUCAGCAAAUUGCCGGGCGGUCUGGCCGAUUUGGUCGCGCCCGACAACACGACGUGGGCCGGUGCACGGUCAUGGACGAGCGGGAUAUGCGCCGGUUCCAAGAAGCCAUGACCGCCACGCUGCCACCGCUGGAAAAGGCAGGGCUGCUGCCGACGGCGGACAUACUGCAGCUGUAUGUGGAGCUGGAAAGCACGCGUGCCCGCAAAAACGGCGAGGAGAUGAACGACUCCUUUUCCGAUUUGAUGUCUAAGUUUGCCGCGACGUGCAUGGCAUCGUCGCUUUUCUUCGCCUGUGCGAUGGAGCGGUCGCUGCUGCGGAUUGCGAAGCUGCUGGAGCCCGUUCGAGACCUCGCCCUUGUGGACCGUAUCGUCUUCUGCUACUUGCCACUCAGCGACGACAGCCCGGAGGCGCUGCAGCUGGUUGUGGCGUACGCCGAGGACCACGCCAAAGAGAUCCCCGUGCGUCUUCGGAUCGAUGCAGCGUGCGACGCGUUGCUGCAGCGCCUUCGGCAAUCAAAAAACGAAGACGGUCAUCAUCACGGCACCGCACGGCCUCCAUCGCCGCCGUCGUCGUCGUCCGUGCCGCAACGUAGGGAGGAUGUGGCGCAGCUCGAGCGCAUGUUUCGCCUUGCGGAGAUGUACUGCUGGCUAUCGUGGAGGUUUGGCAAAACGUUCCUUGACCGGGAGAAAGGGCUUGCACUGAAGGCGUCCAUCGCUGACGCCCUCACACGCCUGAACGGCAAUUAG